CUCGUAGCUGGCGGUCCCGGUCGUCGAUCAGUUGUGCAAGAUCGCUCGAAGAACUAUGUUGGAUUUGGUCUAGCUGCUCAGCCGCAGAGUGGGUUUCUUGUCUAACACAACUAGGUUCGGUUCUGGUGUGCAGUUCAGUUCAGAGUGUGAUCUUUUAAAUUAAUUCUGUGAUCUCAGUGCAAGGAGUUAAGUGAAGCUCGAGUUUGUGAUAUCGGCGUUUCGCGGGAUAGUUUCGCGAAGUGACACCCAAAGUGUACAAGUGUGACGGAGCCUAGUUAUUCAACGGUAACUAACCGUCGUAGUGACACACAAAGCAGAGAGAAGCGAGACAGAGAUGAAGUCGAUAAUUUUAUGCGUCUCGUUUAUGCUGGCAUGCGUUGCAGGUCAACGCAUCACCACAAUCCAGCUGGACGGUGUUCAAUACUUUGUAAGCCGGAUGAACCCGUACUCCCCCGAGCUUAACUACUUCCUGGCCUACCAGUACUGCCGCUCCCUGGGACUCCAGCUGGCCUCGUUCGAAACCAAGGAGAAGGUCGAAUCGAUGACUCAGUACCUGCAGAAUGCCGGCUACAGCAAGUACAACUUCUGGACGUCCGGAAACCGGCUCGGCACCGGAAUGUUCCUCUGGAUGAGCACGGGGCUGCCGUUCAACGCCACCUUCGACUACUUCGAGAAGUCGUCGGACGCCUCGACCGGCCUGGACCCGCUGGACCACAACAGCAACACCUCGCCCCAGCGCACCGCCCGCGACAGCUCUCCUCUUUCCCCCUUCAGCAGCAGCGGCAUCGAGCGGGGAUGUGUCCAUCUGAAGGCGCCCUCGCUCCGGUGGGAACCUGAGGACUGCCUCGCGGUCAAGGACUUUAUCUGCGAGCAGACCCGAUGCUACUACUACAACUACGGCAGCAUCCCUGUUUCGUCCGCGCAGGGUCGUCCCAUCAACUCUGGCGUUCAAUCCCAGGCGGCCGGAAGCGGUAACGUUCGUAUACAGACAACGCCGAUUCCGGUGAUGCUGUCAACGACUACGACUACGACCACCACCACUACGGCCGCGCCCUUAAGUCUGGAGGAGACAUCUCCGCUGGCUGCCCUGUUGAAUGGUAAUUCCGUCCAGCAUUCCGCUUCCGAAGCCGACAACAGUCUGGAGUCUCGCAGCGAUGAAGAGGCCCUGCUGGAGGAGGAAGAGGAGCAUGAAGACGACGAAGAGCACGACGGGGACGACGAGGACGAAUCGGAGGGACGUUCCCAGCAGGACGAAGAGCUUGAAGCCAUUGAGGAGCACCAGCAGCAGGAAGAACAUGCCGCCAUCCAGCAGCAGCACCAGCAAGCCCAGCAUGACAUUCCCGUGGAGCAAAAGCUGAAGCAGAUUACGCGCGAAAUUGAAGAAAUGUCCCACUCUGACCGGGACGUGGACAACGGCCGCCAAAGCUUCCUCUCGCUGUCCGACCUCAUUAAGAACAUCCGCCCGGCGGAGAAGGUCGUCCCGCAGAUCGAUUCGUCCUAUGCGAACACGAUGCGCGUCCUCGGGGAAACCAUCACCCAUGGCGAAAGCCGAUCGGCAAAAAUCUGAAACCAUAUCGCACAAUUCAUCACCAUCCAUGACGCACACAGUUUCAUACACACCACCACCACCACUACAGGCAAACAGACGUAAAUCAUCGAGCCAACUGUCAAACGCGCGUAAAUGAGCUGUGGUGAAUACAACUUCACCGUGGUGAGUUUCUUUGAAAAGUAGAUUUGCGUCUGUUUGUCUGUGCCUCAUCAUCACUCAUCGUAGCCGCUAGGACCUAGAUAUUAGUGCCACCCUCACCACCAUCAUACCCCCCCCCCCCCCCACCCCAUUUCAACCUGUCCCAUCCGCCGCCGGAAGCAGCCAACAUCGCGCGCAUUGGGUUGUGUGUGUGUUUUCCGUGGGACAACACGUGGGACGUGGCUUUGCUAUGUUCGCGGUAGUCGGGUGCAAUCCUAGCGGCGCGCACGUGUCCGAUUUCACCCCACUACGCAACUAGUAACUCUCUUCCCUCCCCCCACCCUCCCAGUUGUAACGCCAGCUGUAGCCACGUGAACUUCUCGAAAACACACACCGCCCACCCCAGUGACGGGCCUUCGGCGGAACUAACCUAUUUCGUUCCGAAUCGUUUUGAUCUUACCUGACCUUUUAUCAUUGCCAUUCGCCAUUGCAUUUCAUUUCGUCGAAUCAUUCAGAGAAGGCAUUUCAUUGCAUGCAUUUUUCUGGUUCAUUUCAUCUGAGUAUAUAAUAAAUAAAAUCUAACGAAGUGAAAUCUUUACUGCAAGAAGAAGAAGAAGAAGGAAAAAACUAGAUUUAAAUGCAAUUUUGCGACGCAAGAGAAAGAUUAGACUGUAUUUUGAAAAGAAAAAAAACUCUCAACCUACUUUUUUGUAGUUAUUAGAACAACUCUUGGGUUUGAACGAAGAGUGCAACACUAAGAGAAUCCCCUUAAGGACAGUGAUACGGACUAGGCAGAUGUAUCGUUUUAUGAAAACAACAAUAAAAAUGGAAAAUCUUUUUUUUUGUAAAAUG
Culex pipiens pallens (northern house mosquito) is the source of this 2539-nucleotide messenger RNA. RefSeq names its product histone H3.v1 (gene nw). The record is from RefSeq and is a predicted model, not a curated record. Bases 335 to 1567 code for a protein of 410 amino acids. Gene Ontology annotation, biological process: biological process involved in interspecies interaction between organisms. Lineage: Eukaryota; Metazoa; Arthropoda; Insecta; Diptera; Culicidae. Gene Ontology annotation, cellular component: external side of plasma membrane. Gene Ontology annotation, molecular function: carbohydrate binding. The transcript has 6 exons.